Cornus florida is the source of this 2170-nucleotide messenger RNA. RefSeq names its product dof zinc finger protein DOF3.1-like. Gene Ontology annotation, biological process: regulation of DNA-templated transcription. NCBI's taxonomy places the organism in Eukaryota, Viridiplantae, Streptophyta, Magnoliopsida, Cornales, Cornaceae. The transcript has a single exon. The coding region runs from base 910 to 1794 and encodes 294 amino acids. Gene Ontology annotation, molecular function: DNA binding; DNA-binding transcription factor activity. The record is from RefSeq and is a predicted model, not a curated record.
AAUCUGAAUAAAAAUGAUGUCACGUAAAAGAAACAGAAAAAUAAUAAUAGAAUAGAAAACACGGAUGACAGAGACGGAGAGAGAAAAGCUGAGGUCUGACACAGCUACCACUAGCCACUGGACGACCGCUACACCACCCUCGUUGGCCUCGCUGCCGCCGCCGCAGCCGCCGUCUCUGCAGCCAGGCCUCGUUGUGGUCCACACUCCACACAACCUAUAUCUGUCCUAGCUAGAUCCUUGGUUCACUUCCUUCCUCUUCCCUAAGGACUCUCCGUCUAACUCUCUCCCAUUUUUCUUUGUUACCGUCUCAUAAAUCUCCAAAAUCAUUCCCUUUUAAAAGACUAAGACCACUCCAUGACCUUGUCUACGUGCAACAUAUAUCCGUACAGCUCAUUUCUCUCUCUAGGUGUUCUCUCUCUGCAUAUACACACGCGCACACACACACAUAUAUAUCCCUCCAUUUCCUCUCUACCCACCCUCAUAAGGAAGUGAGAAUCUGAGGCAGAUAUUGUUGGGUCCGAGAGAGAUUUAAUUAGAUUUUCAUUUUAAUUUGUGUGUUUGUUAAUUUACAUAUAUAUAUAUCGAUAUAUAUACAUACAUAUACAUAUAGAAAUAUAGUAGAGUCGGACUUUGGUUAAUUGAGUGGUGUGGUGGGUAUGUGAGAACAAAUCAGCAUGCAAUAAGGGUUACGAUCACCGUUUGUUUUCACCAUUCAGUGUUGAUUCUCGCAAUCCAACCUCCGACACGUUGAGUUUCAUACCUAUCUCUACUUUGAAACGGCUCUGAAUUUAUGCUGCAUGCACCCAAAGCCUAUCUGCUAUAUAUCACAUACCAUACCAUAAAUCAAUACACCCAAAAACAAUAUAUCUAUAUAUAGAGAGAGAAAGUGAUCCAUUUGAGGAGUUAGAAAUGGAGCAGCACCAGCAACAGCAGCAGCAAGAUCUACAGCCAAGGAGAAUGGUGAGGCCGCCGGCGGCCCAAUCAGACGGUCGACAACCGCCGCAUCCUCAUCAGCCGCCACAACAGCAGCCUCAAAAGUGCCCUCGCUGUGACUCGCUGAACACCAAAUUUUGCUACUAUAAUAAUUAUAGUCUCUCUCAGCCUCGCUACUUCUGCAAGACUUGCAGGAGGUACUGGACUCAGGGAGGAACCCUUAGGAACGUACCAGUGGGAGGCGGAUGUCGGAAAGGGAAGCGCGCCAAAGGAGCCUCCUCCUCAAACAGUAGCGGCGAAGGAGAUGAUUCGAGAUCUCAACCACCACCACCACCACCAGCAGGAGGUCCGCCACAACAAGAGCAAGUACCCCAAAAUCUGACACAAGAAGGAAUGGGGACUUUGGUUUCGCCGCCGGGGAUGAAUCCAGCCAUCAAUCCAUACUAUUCUGGCGGCGGCUACUUUUCAUCUAUGGUGGCUAUGCAAUCUAUGGGCCAACCACGGCCCUUCAAUCAACCAACACUCGGCAUUGGUGGCCGAUUUGGCGGUGGUGGAGGCGGGGGCGGCUAUAAUUUAGGUCUGUUACAAGGGUUUGAUAUGCCCCCUCCUCCGCAGCAUCAAAAUGAGAUUUACCAAAUGGGUAAUAGAGCUGUUCAACGCUUGAUUCAACCAAGCAGGCCUGGUGGUUCUUGGAAUCAAACCUCCCUCUUCAACCCCCCAAACCCUAGUCAUGCUUCAGAAUCCAAUUUUUGGAACAGCACUACUACUGCCCCCAACAACAGCGACACAGCAGCAGGAGGGGCUUCCUCCAACCCAGAUGAAUGGCCUGAUCUACCAGGCUAUGGCCCUUCUAGUCCUUGAUCAUCCAUCACCCAUUCUAGCUUGUAACCCUUCCAAGAUCUAGUCACAAAACCUGUUUUUGUAUACAGAUUCCAUUGAAUCUGUGUGUUCCCUUUUUGUUUUCUUGGUUGGGUUAGGGUAUAUAUGUAUAAUAUUCUUGUUUGGGGCUUAGGUGGUGGAUCAUGUAUGUUGAGGGAUGUAGUGGAAAUGGGCUAUCUUCUUAUAAAGAAGUUCUGGGUUGGGUUAGGUUAAUGUAAAGUGGCUAAAGUGCUUUUUGAUUGAAGUUAAUGAGGUAUGUGAUUGAUCUUUUCAUCUUUCCAGCUUUAAUGUGUGUGUGUGUUGAAAAUUUCCAGUCUAAAAGAAAAGAUUGUGAUCGAGUACUAUUAUGUAUGGUCUA